GCGUCCAUCAACGUCACAUGCCAGCCUCCAAUGUGUCAUUCGAUAUCUGAUCCCAAGAUGGCAUCUUCGGUACCUCCAAGCGUGACGGAAUUCGUGGAGAAUCUCAAGCUGCAGGCCCAGCGCCACAGCGUACUAGCGCCCGUCUUCGCCCUGGCGCUCGCUCGUUUCGUGUACCACCGUCGUCGUGGCCACCUGGACCAAUUGCGUCUCCACAGUGCACUGAGUCGCCAACUGACCGUCGAGUUCGAUCACUCCCACCACGAUGAUGCUGUGCUCCACAGUCCAAUCUCAGCUCCAGCUGAAGAGUGGCAUCUCGUGGAUGGAGAUGGCACACAGGCACAGUCGCUGGUCUAUUAUCCAAUGGACAAGCCCGAAGGACACAAUGUUCUCGUGCUCGUCAUCCCUGGCAACCCCGGAGUCCCAUUCUACUACCUUCCACUCAUGCAGGAGCUCGUCAAGAAGCACGGACGUCAUCACGAAGUCCGCUGCUUGUCACACGCGGGCCAUUUCAUGCCCUGGAAGAACAACGGCCGCGCUUUCUCUCUCCAAGAGCAACUUGAACACAAAGCCUUCUACCUCCAACACCGUCUACGUGACGAUCCGACGUUGCAAUUCGUAGUUAUUGGCCAUUCAAUCGGCAGCUACUUUGCACUGGACAUUGCACGGCGAUUCCCUCAACAGAUCGCCAAACUGGUGCUCAUGCAGCCGACUAUCAUGCACAUGGCAUUGUCCCCUAAGGGCAAGCAGAUGAUGCCGCUGUUCAACCACUACGAGCGUGGAGUGACUCUGGUUGGAGCAGUGGAAUAUCUAGUGCCUUCUGUGCUACGUCGCUGGAUUGUACGUUGUGUGGUGGGAUCUAAAACGUCGGAGACGCUGCAGUUGGCGUCGCUGUCACUGGUUAAUUCGAGUGUCAUGCGUAAUGUAUUGGGAAUGGCUGCAGAUGAGAUGAAAUACGUGACAGAACUGGAUAAUGAGCUGAUUACAGAGUUCGAGAGUAAGACUUUGUUCGUCUACUCGACGAUGGACGAGUGGGUACCAGCAGAAUUCGUGCAGGAAUACCAGGUGCGCUUCCCGAACGCGCAACACCGCGUUGUGCCACAAGCUCAUGCUUUCAUGAUGGAAAAGAACGGAACGCGCGACAUGGCUGCUCACAUUUCACAAUGGAUUAGUGAAGCUCUCGAUGGCAAGCAGGUGUGCGAAGUCGAUGCUACUGCAGCCUAAACCUGCCGAUUUAUUACUGUUUGAUCUGCAUGUCUAACGAAAUUGAAUAAUGCUUCCUCAUUGUGAACGAAACUACAAAUUACUUGAUGUG
Messenger RNA from Phytophthora nicotianae INRA-310, 1312 nucleotides. RefSeq lists its product as hypothetical. The transcript has a single exon. The coding region runs from base 31 to 1221 and encodes 396 amino acids. NCBI's taxonomy places the organism in Eukaryota, Oomycota, Peronosporomycetes, Peronosporales, Peronosporaceae. Gene Ontology annotation, cellular component: lipid droplet. Gene Ontology annotation, biological process: lipid storage. Gene Ontology annotation, molecular function: lipase activity. The record is from RefSeq and is a predicted model, not a curated record.